AUGCGACGAGCGAGGAGAACCCUCGCGUCGUCCACGUGGCGUUCGAUCCGCUCUUGGCAGAGGUGGAGCAGCAGCACGACGACCGCGCGUGCGAGUGGUGGCUACGCGCGCCUGCACGGCGCGCGGAAGCCGUUCCGCGUACACUCCGACGACCCGCGGAAGCGCCACCUGCACGGCGAAGGCGUGGGCGUGGGGGACGAGGAGGCGGACGACGGGACGCUAGAGGGGAGCGAGCUGGCGGAACGACUUGAGGCACGACCACUCGAGCCUCUCCUCUCCCGCCGCCUCUCCCCUUGGGGCUCUCCACUCAACCCCCAACGCCAUCUUCCCCCACCCUUCUCCCAUACUUCCCCCUCACUUCUAACGCUCCCCCUUCCCCUCUGCAGACAACUUGCUGCAGCUGAGGGAGUCCUCACCCCCCUCGCCCUUCUUCUUCUGCCUCCCGCCGCCCUCGCGUUCCAUCACAAUCGACUUCCCAACGCACUCCACCCUCCGUGUCCCGUCAGCCCGUCCAAUCGCACGUACCAUCGCAUGUCCCGUCGAUCCCUCUUCAGGUCCUUGUUACCGUUCCCUCGCUCUCUCCCCCCCCUUCCCGUCGCCCUCGCUCUCUCCCCUCCCUCUCCGUCGCCCUCGCUCUCUCCCCUCCCUUCCCGUCGCCCUCUUUCUCUCCCCUCCCUUUCUGUCGCCCUCGCUCUCUCCCCUCCCUUUCCGUCGCCCUCGCUCUCUCACCUCCCUUUCCGUCGCCCUCGCUCUCUCACCUCCCUUUCCAUCGCCCUCGCUCUCUCACCUCCCUUUCCGUCGCCCUCGCUCUCUCACCUCCCUUUCCGUCGCCCUCGCUCUCUCCCCUCCCUUCCCGUCGCCCUCUUUCUCUCCCCUCCCUUUCCGUCGCCCUCGCUCUCUCACCUCCCUUUCCGUCGCCCUCGCUCUCUCACCUCCCUUUCCGUCGCCCUCGCUCUCUCCCCUCCCUUUGCGUCGCCCUCGCUCUCUCACCUCCCUUUCCGUCACCCUCGCUCUCUCCCCUCCCUUUUCGUCGCCCUCGCUCUCUCACCUCCCUUUCCGUCGCCCUCGCUCUCUCCCCUCCCUUCCCGUCGCCCUCGCUCUCUCACCUCCCUUUCCGUCGCCCUCGCUCUCUCACCUCCCUUUCCGUCGCCCUCGCUCUCUCCCCUCCCUUUCCGUCACCCUCGCUCUCUCACCUCCCUUUCUGUCGCCCUCGCUCUCUCCCCUCCCUUUCCGUCGCCCUCGCUCUCUCACCUCCCUUUCCGUCGCCCUCGCUCUCUCCCCUCCCAUUCCGUCACCCUCGCUCUCUCCCCUCCCUUUCCGUCGCCCUCGCUCUUGUCGAAAUAUAUGGAUAUCAUUAUCUAG
Messenger RNA from Closterium sp. NIES-65, 1362 nucleotides. Lineage: Eukaryota; Viridiplantae; Streptophyta; Zygnematophyceae; Desmidiales; Closteriaceae. The record is from the annotation of a GenBank genome assembly.